AUGGAGAACAUGUCCUUCAACAUCAGCUUUGAGCUGAGCUUAGAUCCAUUCUUCAUACCUCCAGGAGGGAGGUACCCCAUCUUCUUCUUUGGUCUUGCCAUCUAUUUGUUUUGUGUUUUCUGCAACCUAACUCUGCUGCUUCUAAUCGUGACACAGAGGUCCCUCCACAAACCCAUGUAUUUCAUCCUCUUCAGUCUUCCCUUGAACGACCUGGUCGGGAUCACUGCCAUGCUUCCUAAGGUGCUGUCAGACAUAGUUACGGAAACAAGCCAAGUCUACUACCCUCUCUGUGUGCUGCAGGGCUUCCUGCUUCACAUGUAUGGCGGUGGUGUUCUUUUCAUCCUGGCUGCGAUGGCGUUUGAUCGUUAUGUUGCCAUCUGUAAGCCUUUAAGGUACACCACCAUCAUGACACCCAGACUCGUGAUGGCAAUCAUUAUGCUGGUUUGGGGUCUGGAUUCCAUUCUAAUAAUAUCACUGUUCUCUCUUCAGACAAGACUCCCCAGGUGCAGAAGCUCCAUAUUAAAUGUGUUUUGUGACAACCCCUCUCUACUGAAGCUAACCUGUGGCAACACUGCAUUGAAUAACAUUUACGGUCUGUUCAAUACUGCCAUCAUGCAGACUAUAAGUGUGACUGUUCAGGUGUUUUCCUAUGUUAAGAUUCUCAUUACUUGCUUGGUCACAAGGAAGUCAGACGUCAAAACUAAAGCCAUCAACACCUGUGUUGUUCAACUGGUCAUAUUCCUAAUAUUUGAAAUUGUGGGAACUUUUACCAUUCUCUCACACAGGUUCAAGAAUGUCUCAGUUGAUCUGCAAAAAAUUAUGGGAAUGUUGAUAUUUCUGGUUCCUCCACUGCUGAAUCCAAUCGUGUAUGGAUUAAACACAAGUGAAAUUCGAAAUACCCUCUUGAAGGUUUUUCAGACAAGGGUUGUUAGUGUAUGA
Conger conger (European conger) is the source of this 939-nucleotide messenger RNA. Its product is annotated as olfactory receptor 52J3-like. Gene Ontology annotation, molecular function: olfactory receptor activity; G protein-coupled receptor activity. The transcript has a single exon. The record is from RefSeq and is a predicted model, not a curated record. Gene Ontology annotation, cellular component: membrane. Lineage: Eukaryota; Metazoa; Chordata; Actinopteri; Anguilliformes; Congridae. Gene Ontology annotation, biological process: G protein-coupled receptor signaling pathway. Bases 1 to 939 code for a protein of 312 amino acids.